Molecule: messenger RNA, 468 nt
Organism: Didymosphaeria variabile
Lineage: Eukaryota; Fungi; Ascomycota; Dothideomycetes; Pleosporales; Didymosphaeriaceae
Exons: 1
Coding region: 1-468 (155 amino acids)
Source: RefSeq, a predicted model, not a curated record
AUGCUUACCGCUGUUGCUGAGCCCUCUAUAUCCCUUAAUGAAGCAGAGAUUUAUCGAUUUAAGGUAAUUGAGUGGGAGUUAAGCGAGGUGACGGAGGCAGGCGCGGUGAGGGACGAGUUUGUCCUGAGCUUUCCCCCUAUCCCUAACAACCACAACACCACCCACAACAUCACCCUUAUCACCACCUACGACCUUUUCUCUUCGAGCACCAUGGCGCAAUCUUCUCGCUCUUCUCGCGUCCCCUUCGGCCGUGGCGGCUACGACGUCACAAACCUGUCAGUCCCAGGUCCCGCGCCCAUCAACGCUGGCCACGACCCAGUGAACAAGCCCUCUCCGCCGAAAGGUACCCAGCCGCCACCUCCAAAGCAGGAGGAGAAGCAACAAGAUCCGUCGCAAGGAGGCAAGUCCUCUUCCAACGAGGGCGCCGAGUCCAUGCCGGACAGCCCAAGCACUCUCAAGGGCGACUAG